AUGUCCAAGAACACCCAAAAUGUAGAGAGCGGCAAUGCCAACCCGGAACCUCAAGUCGAGGCGCAAGCUACGAAGGCUUCUCGCCUGCCUCUUGGAACAAGUUCGAUUCUCGGUUUGUCAGACGUGACAGACAACAAGUUGAUCUGGCGGCAGUUGACCGCGGAGCUGGUGGGCACCUUCCUUCUCACUUCCAUCGGCGUCGCAUCGUGCAUCGCCAUCAGUGAGAGCAAUGCGCCACAAACCACUAGCAUCGCAUUGUGCUUCGGUCUACUUGUUGGCUCUAUUGUGCAGGGCAUAGGACACGUAUCCGGUGGACAUAUAAACCCGGCGGUGACGUGCGGGUUGUUCGCGGCGGGCGAUGUGAAGCUGUUGAAGGCGAUUUUCUAUAUUGUAGUACAAUGCUUGGGAGCUACAGCUGGAGCGGCAUUCAUUAGGUUGGCUGUACCUGAAGAUAGAGUUCUGUCGUUCGGAAUGACUCUACCUGCACCUAAUGUGACCGAGCCUCAGGCUCUGCUAGUAGAGGCUCUGAUUACGUUCGUGCUAGUGCUAGUGGUGCAGGGCGUAUGCGACGCGCGUCGUAACGACCUCAAGGGAUCCGCUCCACUCGCCAUCGGCCUUAGCAUCACUGCUUGCCACGCUGCCUGUAUACCAUUCUCCGGUUCAAGCAUGAACCCAGCUCGUUCCUUCGGCCCUGCCCUCGUCAUGGGUAUCUGGACUGCUCACUGGGUAUAUUGGGUAGGUCCGAUCGUGGGCGGCGUGGUCGCCGGCCUUGUCUACAAGUUCGUACUCCGCAUCGGCAAGAGCGGAGACAGCGGUUCAUACGAUUUA
Messenger RNA from Brenthis ino (lesser marbled fritillary), 828 nucleotides. The record is from the annotation of a GenBank genome assembly. Lineage: Eukaryota; Metazoa; Arthropoda; Insecta; Lepidoptera; Nymphalidae.